AUGCAUUCUUCCAACAUUCUCCAAAUCAUUGCGAUUUUCGCCUUGAGCGCUUCCGUGCUCAGCGCUCCAACGCCAGGUCGGACCGGCGGCCUGACCAAGCCCACACGUCCUUACGAGCCUGGUGAGGAAAAGGCCGAUAAGUUCGACCGGUUCGCCAGUCCAGAAUUCCAAGAACCCCGCAAGUUGAAAAAGUGUUACUACUAUGCCAAGCUCUAUUGCCUGGACCCAGUUCGCAAGCACCUUUCCAAAUCUAAAGAGCCUAAAAGCCCCAAACACAGCCAGAGCUAUAGGGACUGGAUCGACUACAAUGGAAAAAGACACCGUGACGCCCAUAAGGAAUACUACGAGGAAAAGGAUCAACAGGCAAGGGCUGCGAAGGAGGCUAUAUAG
Messenger RNA from Pyricularia oryzae 70-15, 390 nucleotides. RefSeq lists its product as uncharacterized. Lineage: Eukaryota; Fungi; Ascomycota; Sordariomycetes; Magnaporthales; Pyriculariaceae. The coding region runs from base 1 to 390 and encodes 129 amino acids. The record is from RefSeq and is a predicted model, not a curated record. The transcript has a single exon.